Molecule: messenger RNA, 962 nt
Organism: Laetiporus sulphureus 93-53
Lineage: Eukaryota; Fungi; Basidiomycota; Agaricomycetes; Polyporales; Laetiporaceae
Exons: 2
Coding region: 84-815 (243 amino acids)
Source: RefSeq, a predicted model, not a curated record
GCCGGCAGCCUCAACUUUCGAGUCAGCUUAUCUGCGACGAUCAAGCUGCUUUCUUCUCGUCCACUCAUCAAUAGUCUUCGACCAUGUCCGAUAAUCCCGCACUCGAAGCUUGUGCGAUCCUCACGCCCGUGUUAGACAGCCUUGGAGUCAGAUAUGCUCUGAUGGGCGGCGCUGCCUGCGCUGCUUUGGGUUCUGGACGCGCCACAAGAGACAUCGAUCUAUGCAUCGUCGCCAACUCUCAGUAUGAUGCCGACACACUGUCUAGACGCCUGAGGAGUCUUCCCCAGUUCACCGAGGUCGACGAGGACAACGUCGGUGUCCUCACUCCCGCCAUCCAGCUUUCCGAUAACACUGUCGUCCCCAUCGAGAUCUUCGACUCAAGCGCAUGGCCGGAGCGACCACAGUACCAAUACGUCGAAAGCGAGUCCGUCCAACGUGUGCUUUCCAAUGGCACCACCGUCUCUUUGUUCUCCGCGCCCUGGCAGCUUCGCGAGAAGAUCGCAGCCGCCCAGCAGCGAGGACAACCCGGAAGCCUCAAAGGAACGACGGAUAUUUCAGAUAUCAGAUUCCUCUGCUCGAUCAUCCCAUCAGAUCAGCGUCAGCAGGGCCUGCUUGAAUUAGCUGACCCGGAAUACAUCCGCGCGUUCGAGGGCUUCCUGCAGCGUCCUGACGUAGACGAUGGUCUUCGCCAAGAACUCUCUCAGAUCAUCUCUGUCGCAAACAUCGAGUUGCUUCCAGGACCAAGUGGGACGGGCCAAGGCGGGAGUGGUGGAAGCUCUGAUGGUGGAGGGGGAUAUACUCACGACGAGCUUUGAUCAUGUUCCGCCCAUUCAUUCAUUCCUUACGGAAGCGAUGAAUCAGCGGUGCGAGGCGACGAUAGCGAGGGCGAGGCUGAAGGGAGACCGAACGGUAAGGUUGCUGCAUGCUUUUGUUUCUUGUUGGUUUUAUUCUUCUUUUUUUGC